Molecule: messenger RNA, 921 nt
Organism: Eruca vesicaria subsp. sativa (arugula)
Lineage: Eukaryota; Viridiplantae; Streptophyta; Magnoliopsida; Brassicales; Brassicaceae
Source: the annotation of a GenBank genome assembly
UAAUGCGUUAACCUCAAAGUUCCACAAUUAACACCCUGAGAGAUGGCUUCAAUUCGCGUCUUCUCGCGAAAGCUCCCAACUUUCGCCUCAAUUUUCUUCCAAACCCGAACGAGAAAUCCUUCAAUACAUCGAAUUUCUUUCUUAACUCCAAAACCCUAUACUCUACAACACUUCAUUCCGCCGAAACCCUUCCCGGUGUUCGUCGCUCAUUUCCACGACGGGAGGCCAAGGGGUCCUCUCUGGAGAGGUAAGAAGUUGAUCGGAAAAGAGGCCCUUUUCGUGAUCCUGGGUCUCAAGAGGUUGAAGGAAGACGACGAGAAGCUGGGGAAGUUUAUAAAGACUCAUGUUCUUAGACUGUUGAAGCUAGACAUGUUAGCUGUUAUCGGCGAGCUUGAACGACAAGAAGAGACUGCGUUAGCUAUCAAGAUGUUCGAGGUGAUCCAGAAGCAGGAAUGGUACCAACCGGAUGUGUUUAUGUACAAGGACCUUAUAGUAUCCUUAGCGAAGAGUAAAAGAAUGGAUGAAGCUAUGGGUUUGUGGGAGAAAAUGAAGAAAGAGAAUCUCUUUCCGGAUUCUCAGACUUACACUGAGGUGAUCAGAGGAUUUCUGAGAGAUGGAUGUCCUGCUGAUGCCAUGAAUGUGUAUGAAGACAUGUUGAAGUCUCCUGAUCCGCCGGAAGAGUUGCCGUUUAGGGUUCUGUUGAAGGGGCUUUUGCCGCAUCCUCUUUUGAGAAACAAAGUGAAGAAAGAUUUCGAGGAGUUGUUCCCUGAGAAACAUGCUUAUGAUCCCCCUGAAGAGAUAUUUGGUAGAUGUUGAGAUCAGUUCGAGUCCUGUAAUUCACAAUGAAACAUGGGAAAGGUUUGCGACUGUUUUGAGUCCCUGACUUGUGUGCAUUGUGCAGACUCUGAACAGUUGUAACAG